Messenger RNA from Pseudoliparis swirei, 1967 nucleotides. RefSeq names its product BTB/POZ domain-containing protein KCTD16-like. NCBI's taxonomy places the organism in Eukaryota, Metazoa, Chordata, Actinopteri, Perciformes, Liparidae. The transcript is spliced from 2 exons. Gene Ontology annotation, cellular component: postsynaptic membrane; presynaptic membrane. The record is from RefSeq and is a predicted model, not a curated record. Gene Ontology annotation, molecular function: protein binding. Bases 4 to 1275 code for a protein of 423 amino acids. Gene Ontology annotation, biological process: protein homooligomerization; regulation of G protein-coupled receptor signaling pathway.
AAAAUGGCACUAAGCGAAAACUGCAAAACGCAAACUGCAAAAGAGCAAGGGUCGGUGGGGAAUCCUCCAUCGGAUGUCAUUGAGCUAAACGUGGGUGGACAGGUGUAUUACACUCGCCAUGCCACAUUGACAAGCUUUCCAAAUUCCUUACUUGGCAAGCUGUUCUCUAACAAGAAGGGGUCUUCAAAUGACUUGUCCCGGGACUUCAGAGGACGUUAUUUUGUUGACAGGGAUGGCUUUCUGUUUCGGUAUGUAUUAGAUUAUCUGAGAGACAAGCGAGUUGUCCUCCCUGAUCACUUUCCCGAGAAAGGAAGGUUGAAACGCGAGGCGGAAUACUUCCAGCUGCCAGAUUUGGCAAAACUUUUGUCGUCCGAGGAAUCAAAACUAUUGUCAGACGACUUGUACAAUGAUUUGGAUGAUGCGUCGCAGGGCAGCGACCAGCUAUUUUACCCCUCUUAUUCCUUGGACGGGAGGUAUGGCUACAUCACGGUCGCGUUUAAAGGCGCGUGCGCGGGGGGUGGCAGAGAAAGUCAACUUGAUAAUAAGGCAAAAAAGUUACCGAGGAUCUUCAUCAGCAGUAGGAUUGGCUUGGCGAAAGAGGUAUUUGGAGACGCCCUGAAUGAGAACAGGGACUCGGACAGACCACCGGACCGUUACACCUGCAGGUUUUACCUCAAGUUCAGGCACCUGGAGAGAGCUUUUGACAUGCUGUCAGAGAGCGGCUUUCACAUGGUGGCCUGCAAUUCGUCCCUGACUGCGUCCUCCAUCGGUCAUUACGCGGAGGACAAGGUCUGGUCCAAUUACGCACAGUACAUCUUCUACCGUGGGCCCUCAAGGUGGUUGUCCUCUCACGGUGAUUGCUGCUGCAAGAGCCACAAAAGCGAGCGGGAAGGAGAGAGCGGCACUUCCUUCAAUGAGCUCUCCACUUCCUGUUCUGAGACCCAAUCGGAGGCCAGCUCCCCUCAAGGAACCGUGAUCUGUGGCCCUGUGAGCUGGCGUGCCAACAUCCAGACGCUGGACCGUCCCAUGCCCAAAGGAUCAGUUCACAUGAUGCAGCAGGCAGAGAUGCGCCGCAAGACUGAUAUGUUGCAUGUGAGAACCUUCGGGGUCCGAGAUCGGGAGGCUGCAAAGAGAAAAGCCAACAAGGAGAAGAUGACUCCAGAGCAAGAGCUGGAUAAAUGCAUCCAGGACUUCCGGCGCAUCAGGAUCCCUGAUCGCUUUCCGGAGAGGAAGUACAUGUGGCAAUCAGAUCUCCUGAGAAAGUAUCGCCUCUGAAAUGAGUUUUAAAAUGAAGGAGAAGGUCGUCAUCAUGUCACCAUCAAUGAAGAGUAUUAACUGCAUAUAGACUGCACUCUCUAAGGCACAUACUGUAAUAGAAAAGAAACAAAAAACUAUGAACACUUUCCCGCUAGCAUGACUAGCUGAGCACACACAGUACAAAGCAGUGGGGGUCAUUGAUUUGUUAAGUAUGCACAGUGUUGUGUAUGAUAUGCAUAUGUGUAAAUCAGGUUACUCCUGCUGGGGGAUUACAUCACUAAACCUGUUCUCACUCCAGAGAGCGGCUUCUUUAUCACUACUCAAGCAACAAAGCAACCUCAGGGGCAACACCGUUUCAAUUCAUCAACCUAUCAUAUACUGUAUGUGCAAUUGACCACAGUAGCUGAUUUUAAAAAAUGGAUGUACCCAUAUGGUGCUGUGAGUUAGCAAUGGAAUAUCACUAUACUCCACUGAUAACACAUAUACUCAUAGUCGGCUUUGAUAUCGGCACUGCAUGUCAUUCCACCCUUAGCAUAAUUAUGCAAUAUCAAACAAACUUUAAAUUCACUGUUUUGUGUGAUGGGUAAAAAAGGGUGUGUUACAACUGGGGCUAACUUAAAGGAAAGCACUGCCUAGAUAUGUUUGCCAUUGUAAAAGUUUUUGUCCAAUGUUGUCAUUAUGUGAUGGAUCGAUGAUGUUGUGUAGGUAGA